Molecule: messenger RNA, 549 nt
Organism: Caenorhabditis remanei
Lineage: Eukaryota; Metazoa; Nematoda; Chromadorea; Rhabditida; Rhabditidae
Exons: 5
Coding region: 1-549 (182 amino acids)
Source: RefSeq, a predicted model, not a curated record
AUGACAGCAAGAAAAGUGCCGUCAAAAAUUGUGAUUGCUGGAAAUUCCAAGAUGUCGCUAAACGACAGAUUCUCAUCUAUACCAAGACCAAGACCAAAAACUGUAAUGAUGAAGCCUCAACCACAGAGAAUCCCAGCACCGAUGAAAAAAGCUAAUCCGCAGCAGUACAACGAAAUGGAUUACGCUCCGAAACCAAUCAUUCGUCGUCCGCGCCCAACUUUCCAACAUCGGGCAGUUCCAUUUCAAAGUCGUGUAUCGUUUGUGAGCACUGUUCCAAUCCAGCGAUUCCCACAGCGGAACAAUUUUGUUCAGAGAAAUCCACAGUUUCAGAACAAUUUCAGAAGGCCAUUCAGACCAAACUUCAAUCAACAGCACCCAAAUCGCAAAUUCUUCCACAAUAACAAUCACAACAAUCGAUUCCAAAACAACGGUGGAUUUCAGGGAAGAAAGGCGUUCCCAACUCUUCCAAAAAAGAAAUCGUUGGCUGACUUGGAUCGAGAAUUGGACGAUUACAUGAGAAAACCAAAGCACACGCCAAUCACAGUUUAA